GGGUUUGGGUUCGCGCCAGGGUGGCGUGACGGAAGAGAGGGACGCCGCCUGCGGGGUCCAUGGCGUGCCGGAGUUGAGCAGGAGGACGACGGAAUUUUCUAUCAAGAGGGGCCUAUGUCCGACGAUAAUGCAUUCGAGGAGGACGUCGGCAACUUUCGAGGAGGUCGCGGGCCUGCGGCAAAAACAGCACUGAACCGCGCGACUCCUUCAGCGGGAACCGGAGCAGGGCAGUCUACAACCGUCGGGAGGUUUCUAAUGGCAGGGAGUGGACAGCCACGGCCGGCGACAAUACCAACGGGCCAGUGUACGGGAGGCGGCCUUGAGGAUCGCGGGGAACAUGAGGAGACUGCCGAUUACGAGUGA
Striga asiatica is the source of this 363-nucleotide messenger RNA. NCBI's taxonomy places the organism in Eukaryota, Viridiplantae, Streptophyta, Magnoliopsida, Lamiales, Orobanchaceae. The record is from the annotation of a GenBank genome assembly.